GAGAGAAUGGUAUAGCCGCGGAGUCUAGUAAAUCCUGUCGAGCGUUCUAGCUAUCGACUCUCGUCUUUUCGCAUAGCCAAGCUACCGAGAGAGCUUUGGCAAAGAGCAACCGAGGUAACUUCUUACCCGAGAAACCGUCGUGUAUUUCCGUUCCGUUCACCAGUCCGCUUAGUACGCUUCCGAGCGAAUCGCCGACGACACCACGCGACGCCGACUUCUAUUUCUUCUCGGUCCGGUCUUUCCAACCGGAGUUCUCGAAGUUGUUCCUUCGCAAUAGUGUCGUUGAAUCGUUGAAUCAGUGAAGUUGGAUCGUACUUGCUGAUUAAUAAAGAAACAGAAAGAAAGAAAGAAAGAACCAAUCUUGAAAUGCUCAGUUAAGAUUCAAAUUUAAUCAUUCGGGCAGCCAUUUCUUUUUGUUCUCUUUUUUUGUUCAUUUUUUUUCCUCGCAUCAUUUCUCUCCCUCUUCUUUUUUUCUCGUCUUGUUUUCUUCCCUGAAUGAAUAUGAAAAAGACACCAGACUGAGGAUUAAUCCCCUGAAAUACGAAAAACGCGAAAUUCCGAGCGUGCAAUCAACAAAUCCGAUGUCCCUAGCGGCUGUGUCCUUCGUUGAAGGAGAUAUCAAGUUUCAUCGGGUGCUGUUCCAGUUGCCGAAAAGAGGACAGACAUGGACUAGCUUGGAAAUCGACGACCCUUCUAAUGGAAAAGGGCAACAACCCCUGUUUCCGGUCAUCUUCUUUUACUUCUUAUUGUACUAUCGGAAGUCGCUAAAACGCAACGCUACACCACGAGUUAGCCAGCGUGCCGUUGCGCAGCGACCUCUACGUCCUCCUUUUCAUCCUUCUCUUCGUAGCCGCAAGGCUGAAGUUUUCCUUCUUAAACCUGUAGAUAAAAGGCCUCAAAGUGUUCGGCGCCGUGGAAACGCCGUUUCACCCGUUCGAGCUGUGCAGGUUUUCCCGCGUGUACCAGCCCGGAACACUGGCCGGUAUACAAGCCACCGGAGCGGGGCAUUCCACCGGGGUGACCUGGUGGACCAUGAUGAACGGUUCCCUGUACGACGAAAGUCCUCCGCCGGUACAACCUACAGCUUCGACUCUCGUAUCGCUACAGCAGCAACAACAGCAACAACAACAACAGAGUUCAACUGCAGGCUCUCAUCAGCAGCAGCAACCACCUCAACAACAACAACAAGCGACCACACCAACCUCCCCUGGUGUCCCAGCGUCAUCAGGCACGACCGCACCAUCGGCACCUUCAGCGAGCGCCAGCUCGACCUCACCGAGCGCCUCCUCGGUCGCGAGCAACAGCGCGACGGGACCGCUUCAUAUACCUGCGAAAAGACUAACGGCUACCCCAGGCGGUGCCAGCGGAGCCGGCUCGAGCUACGGGGAAGUAUCCUGUGUCGAGGCAUCAUCGGUUGGUGCGGCUGGGGCCGCGGCAUCGGGCGUGAUACGACACUCGCACUCGUCCUCGGCAGGCUCGCAAGGCGGUUGGAGUUACAGUCCUCAUCAUCCGCAGGACUCGCAUUACUCCUCCGCGGCGAGCGAAUCCUUAAAUCACCAUCAAACAUACGGGGCUAACAACCCCCCGACGUAUUACAAUCUGGCGGCCGAUCCGACCUCGACGUCCGGUUCCUCGAGGGACAACCGGAAAACCGGAUCUACGGUGACCUUUUGGUCGCCCGCAACCGCGACCGUGGCCUCGGCGGCCACUACUCCUGAUUACAAGCCUUAUAAUUCUGCUGGAGCUGCUACCGUGAGCGGAUCAUCCAGCGGUGCGGCAGGUGGUACCUCCUCGGUCACGGCAGCGGCCACGGGACCACCCGAUCCUACUGUAUCAUCCUGUCAUCAGAGCAGUUUUGGCCAGAGCUGGUGUAAUUACGCGCCUUACACCACUGCGAGGCAUCAUCAUCCGGUUGAUACAGCUGCUCAUCAUCAUCCGCACUCGCAGCCGACUGUUCCAUAUCUAACACCCUCCGCGGCCGACGAUCGGGGCAGAGUUGCAGCCGCGAUGGUCGCCGCGGAAGGAACCUUUCCUCACGAUGGUUAUGGCGGACUAAGGAACUACGGGGCACCCGAGCCCGUCACUUCCAGUCCCUAUCCACCCCCAGUGAUGUGGGGUUCCUCCCCAUCUUCGUUUUUUCCAGCAGGUUCCCUGGCGGGAGUCGGCGUGGGCGUCGGCGUGGCCGGUGUGGCUGGCGUAGGUGUCGGCUGCGGUGGUUCGACGCAUUUGGAGUGGACGGGUCCGAUGACGGUACGAAAGAAGCGCAAACCGUAUUCGAAGUAUCAAACGUUGGAGUUAGAGAAGGAGUUCCUUUUCAACGCAUACGUCUCGAAGCAGAAACGAUGGGAACUCGCGAGGACAUUGAAUUUGACCGAGCGACAGGUCAAGAUCUGGUUUCAAAAUCGGCGUAUGAAGAACAAGAAGAAUACACAGCGUCAAUCGCAACAACAACAAAACAAUAACAACAAUAAUAAUAAUAACAACAAUAGCGCGAAUAACGCGAAUCACCAUGGUGGAGGAGGCGCGACCGGUGGUCAUCAUCAUCCGGGUGCCGGUCAUGCGGCCCCUUCGAGUCAUCACGUGGUCGCGCAAGCACACCACGCGAACGGCUCGGCGAAGCAUCAUCAUCAGUGACCCGUGGCCUUCUCUGGGGUCGUCUUCGGCCACUAUCCUCACGGCUCCUCGUCGAGCACCGGGGCAACAACGGCGGCAGCGAUUGCCACUGGAGGCAACGUCGGCGUCGUUGGUUCUGCAGUUGGUACUGCCGUUGGUUCUACCGUCGGUUCGGGUGUCGGUUCGGGUGUCGGUACGGGUCUCGGUUCCGGUGUAAUGACCGGUGUCAUGAGCGGUAGUAACGCCGGCGGAAUCGGCGUCUCGACGGGUAGCCACGGGGUCGGAGGUCAUGCGAGUUUGGUGGUAGCAGCGGCGGCAGCCGGCAUUCCGCAGAGUACGCUGACGCACGGAAAUUCCGCGACGCCUAUACGAUCGGCCAGCGGCGGGAACGCCGCUGGUACCAACGAUCGUACCGUCGCGAUUGUCCAUCCGCACGGACACGUCCACGCAACCACACCGCAUCAUCAUCACCACCACCAUCACCAUCACCAUCAUCAGCUGCCGCACGUAGCGCAACAAUAUCCCGCGCUUCUUCAUCAGACCUCGCACGGCUUGGCCGCAUGAAUUUCUCGAUCUACCAACGCCCCAGAGAAACUACUUUAUAUCUAUUAGCUCGCUUAAAAGCAGCCGGUCGCGUUCAACGAAAGACGUGUGCACGCGCGCACGCACUGGACUCUCUCACUCUCUUUCUCUCUGUUUAUCUCUCUUUUUCUCUCUUUGUCUCUCUAUCUCUUUCUCUCCUUCUCAUUCUCUCUAUAUCUAUCUCUCCGUAUUAUUUUCGACAGCUUUAGAAACUGAACGAUCAUUUUACGGAGAGAUAUGAUAUGCGAGUAGUAUAAAUAUUAUUAUUAUUAUUAUUAAUUAUUAAUUAUUAUUAAUAAUUAUUAUUAUUAAUUAUUAUUAUUAUUAGAUAUUAUUGUGUAUUAUUAUAACGGUUAUCGAUGAAAGGCAAGCGCAAGCUUAUUGUAUAAAAAGAGAUAAAGAAAAAUGAAAAAACUCAAGGAGCAGAAACGAAUGCGUAAAGUGCUCCGGAGACUCUUCGUCGAGUGUGUCGGUGUCCAGUGUCGGUCAGCUUCGAAUUGAACGGGUCGUUAAUCGUCAUCGUUGUCGGGCAAAUACGCGCGACACCAAACAAUCUGUCCAAACUGUAUUCGGUAAUAUCUUCUCCACCUAUAGAUAUACAUAUAUAUAUACAUAUAUGUAUAUAUACAUAUACAUACGAGAUAAAAGAAUAAUAAGCAUCUCUCAUUCAGUGUCCCAUUCAAAAUCCCUUCGCGAAACGCGCGUUUUUCCUUUCUUCUUUUUUUCUUUUUUUUUCUUUUUUUUUCUUUUUUUUCAUUUUUUUUCAUUCGUACAACGCGUUGAAUCUGAACGUUAGUAUAUUAGAUCGUUGCACUUACACGCUAAACCGGGUCAGAUGCUGUUGGAACGUCAACCCUAAGCAUCCCUCUUACGAUUAGAAGUGGAACGACGCAAGUGUGGUGGGGGUGGGAGGGGGAGGGGGAAGGGAGGAGGCUACGUGAAAGUCGAGGAGAUAUAAGUUUGGUAAGUCGAAAUAUUUCCUAUGAAAAAUUUCUCGCGAAUUGGAGUCGAUCAUUAUUGGUGCUCAUAAAAUUUUGUUCUUUGUUGUAACUUUAGAUAGGGGCUAAAAAAAAAAAAGAAAAGAAAAGAAAGAUAUCGGGAGAUAAAGGGAAGAAAAGAAUAUAAGAAAAUAUGUAUAUGAAAUUCGAAUGUAAUGGAAUCGUGAAGUGAAUUCGUUUGUUCGGCUCGGAAACAAACAUUUGUAGUUGUUAUCUGUGCAUUUCUUUAGAUCGAAAGUAGGCGACUAACGGUGAAAUCGAAUAGUGAAGUCCCAUCGAGCGUAUCCUUCCUAAGGCAACCUAGCUGUUCGAUCUUCGUCAGAGAAGGCGUUAUUACGGUACUGGCUGAUCGCUUGCAGACAGUUCCAAUAUUUUUGCGGGAAACUCGCGUGGGCGAGUACUCGAAUACUCCGGAAGAGAAAAUCGUUCUAGGAUGGUAUAGUGUACUUAAAAAUGAUGCACUCGAAAAAAAUUGUUGUACCAGUUCGUUCAUUUUAUCGUUAGCUCUAAGUAUAAUCGUUCGAUUUACAUCUUCGAUCUUAUGUUCUCUUUUUCUCUCUUUCUCUCUCUCUCUUUCUCUUAUUUCUCUUUGCUCUUUUGCCGAGGAAAGAAGAAGAAGAAUAAAAAAAUAAAAAAAUAAUAAUAAACGGAAAAACUUUAUUGACGUCCGGGUCUCUCGAUUAGAGUCUCGUCCGGUAUUUCAAAUAUCUUCGUCUUGCUUCGUCAGUUUCUCGUUACGAUCUCUUUCCUUUCUCGUCGAUCUUUCUUCUUCUUCUUCUUCUUUUUAUUAUUUCUUGUUUUAUUUUUUUAUUUAACUUCUCUUCUUCUUUUUCUGCUUUUUCUUUUUUUUUGUUUUGUUUUCUAUGUACGUGCGUCGUUAGAUAGUUCGAAGAUGGUUGGAGUCGUGUUCGUGGCGAAAGUAAAAAAAAGAAAAAGCGAGGAAACGAAAAUAGAAAAGAAAGAACAUACGAUUAUCGUGCACGUCAAAAGGACUGAACACAGUGGCUCGACUUUGACGAUUCUCCUUUAACGUGUCCUGCGAACGUUUCCCUUGCUCUGCUCCCCUGUACUACGAACCUUCGCGAAAAUCGAUGAACGAUCUUGACCUCGACAAAAAUUUACGAACGAACGUCACGCUUGUGACCUACCGACUGCAGUUUGCUUUUGUUCUUCUUCCUUUUUUACUUUUUACUCUUUUUUUUUUUCUUUUUUAUUUCUUUUCUCUUUCUUCCUUUUUCUUUUUUGUUUUCUUUGAAUGACAGAAGAAAUUGAAGAUAUUAAUCCCAAGUAGAUCUCUGUUUUUUCUGUUUUCUUUUUUUUUUCUAAACAGAUUAAACCGCAUAUAUAACGUGAUCGAUUUUUUUAAUUGUGUUAUAAAUUUGUUUAAACCUUGAAAAUAAAUUAUAUUUAAAGUACGCAAGUAUUAAAAAAAUUGAAUAUAUAAAUACGAGAGAAAGUAGUUUGUCAAUAAGCUCACGUUAAUACGGUUUAAUCUGUAUAAAAGGUGCAACUUUUUCGCCCAAAAAUUUCCUAAGCACAGAUAUAUAUAUAUAUAUAUAUAUAUAUAUAUAUAUAUAUAUAUAUAUGUAUAUGCGUUCUCCUCGAUCGUCUCUCCUCUUCGACAUAUGCGUUUGAAUAUGUGUGCGUGGGCAAACUUGUGCAUCCAUAAGAGUGUGAGCUUCUCGAAAAUGAUUUUUCUUCCGAGGAAAGUUGGUAAAAUAUAGAGAAUAUCUGAGGAAAUAAGAUAAAGUAAGGUAGAAACGAAAAAAAAAGGAACGAACAUACAAAUGCAGAAUAUUUUAUUAAUUUUUCUCGGAAGAAACGUGUUGCGAAAUAUUAAAGAUCUAAUGAACGAGUGAAUGAACGAGUAAGAGAGAAAAAGAGUAAGAAAAAUUAUAUGUAUAGAUAUAUAUAUAUAUAUGUGUGUGUGUGCAAUUAUAUACAUAUAUAUAUAUAAACAUAUGAUUAUAUACAUAUAUAUAUGCGGUGUACGUGUAUAAAUCGAGUGCAAAAGCGAGACUGUGAGGAUUCGUUUAAGUAUAUAUUAAAAUCUGUGAAACUGGGUUCGGGCAAAUGUAUAGUUCUCUCCACGGUACUAUGAUAGUUAUUAAUGCAACUAUAUGAUAUUAUAUGGAAAAUAAUUAAAAAAAAUGAAUAAUCGAAUAAGAAAAAAUAUUUGAGAGAGGAUUAAAGAGAAAUGAAAAUGAGUGAAAGAAAAUAUAAUAAAACUGGAUACUGGUCGCAACCCAGUCACCGUGUCAUCUAGGGCUUUAUUGAACAUGAUUGUAAGUAAUUAGUAAUUAUUAUAUCGCGGAUGAUGUUUAUUAUUCCUAUUAUUAAGCUGAUUAUUAUUAUUAUUAUUAUUAUUAUUAUUAUUAUUAUAUUAUUAUUAUUAUUAUUAUUAUUAUUAUUAUUAUUAUAUUGUGAGCGUCAUGUUAAUAUUAUGUUAUUGUUUUUAUUGUGUGUUGUUUUGUAUGUACCUAUCAGCUUAUAAUAAUAAUAUUAUUAUUAUUAUGAUGACGGACGGAUAAGAGACAAUGAUCCAGAUUCACGUAUCAGGCAUUUUAAGGGUAUAUACGAGCAAAUAUAUUUUAAUUUCUUCUUUUUUCUUUUUUAUUUUUUUUUUAUUUUUUUUUUUUUUUUAACGCAUUUAGCUUCUGCAGAUUCAGAAUUAUUACAGAGAUACGAUAUGAACAAUGGAUUUUUAUAUUUUAACUUUUGUUCUUUUUUUUUUUUUUAAUCUAGUUUCUUGAUAAAUACGGAACUAUAAUUUGUCAGAUAUAUAUCGAAACAAAAGAAAUGUUUUUAUUAUUUCGAUGCAGACAGUUUAUUGUAUUUCGUGCAUCCAUUAUCUUACAUAUAAGAUUUGUACUUACACAUUAGAUUUAAUUUCCUACGUUCGUAUCUAUAUUUUAAUUUUAUUCUUUUUAUUAUUAACUUUUUUUUUCUUAAUAUUUUAUUAUUAUUAUUAUUUUUAUUAUCAUUUUUUUUUCUUUUGGUUCGAUCGAAACGUCUUGUAAGAUUUCGCGCUAUUUUAUAUUCAUUAGCGAGUUCACUGAUGUCACGUUAUACAAUACCGGGUAAAAGUGCAAUCUUCUUGUUUAUUUGAAAAAUUAUCGCGUUCGUUUAUUCUCUCGUUCGUAAAAAAAAAAAAUUAAGAUCGAUUAAAAAGAAAGAAAGGAAGAAAGAAAGAAAAAAGAAAGAAGAAAGAACGUAUCGUUGGAUAUUUAUGGCUUAUGUAACGUGACUCUCGAUAAAAUAUCAAUAUACAUUCGAAAACGCAUGUUUUUUUUUAUUUGUAAAUACAAUCACGAUUAAUUUGUUUACCAUAAAAGGUAAGUGAAUAAAGUAUAUUAUACGUGUAUCUCAUUUAUGUAUAUUGUUUUAAAAAAGAAUGCCCAAUGAAAUAAUACAUAUUAAAAUUUGACAAAGAUUGUGCGUUACUUGAGCCAUGAUGAUCCAAGAAUCGGUAAAAUUGAAUAGAAGAAAAUUUUCAUAGAUACCAACAUAUAUGCAUAUAUGUAUAUAUAUUAUUAUAGCUAUAUAACAUAUAUAUACAUAUAUAUAUAUUUAUAUAAGUAUAUAUAUAUACACAUAUAUACUUAUAUAAAUAUACAAACACACACAACAAACACACAAAUGAACGAAUACAUGCGUACGCUUCUUUAUUACGAUCCUUCCGUUCGAUUGAUUUAUUUUGAAUCUUAGAUUUUUGAUCUUUACUUUUCCGUUGUUCCGUUGUUCAGCCUCUCUCAAUCGCUAAUUCUAUUAUACUUGUACGAUAUCGAUUUACAACUUUAAGACGCUAGAAAUUAUACUUUUACUUGUAAAUAAUUCAAGAUAUUAUUCCUGUAUCGAAGUGCAAUAAUAAAAUAUGUUUAAUUAGUGCCAAAGUAAUUGCGACGAAAAGAAAAAGAAAAA
This is a messenger RNA of Vespula vulgaris, 8114 nucleotides long. Its product is annotated as homeobox protein abdominal-B-like. The transcript is spliced from 5 exons. Gene Ontology annotation, molecular function: DNA-binding transcription factor activity, RNA polymerase II-specific; RNA polymerase II cis-regulatory region sequence-specific DNA binding. Bases 1033 to 2634 code for a protein of 533 amino acids. Lineage: Eukaryota; Metazoa; Arthropoda; Insecta; Hymenoptera; Vespidae. The record is from RefSeq and is a predicted model, not a curated record. Gene Ontology annotation, cellular component: nucleus. Gene Ontology annotation, biological process: proximal/distal pattern formation; regulation of transcription by RNA polymerase II; anterior/posterior pattern specification.